UCUAUCUAACUAUCUGUUCCAUCUGUGAACACAAGAUGAGUCGACCAGCCGCCAUGCUCGCAAAGCGCAAUGUUCUCGGAGCCGAUAUCAAGAGAGCAGGACUGUCAGCAAGAGCAUUCUCUUCCUCUAUAUCUUCAAAUGCGACUGCUUCUGGUCCUUCCACAUCUUCAGCCGGUCCAUCGAGAGCUGCCUCAUCAUCUUCAUCUUCGACCAGUAGCGCCUCCACCGCCCCUCCUGCUGGCUCCGACAGCCUUCCCCUAACAUGGACAAAGUAUCUCGGAUUGAGACGUCAGAGGAGAUCAUGGUCUACUCUUGCUACUGUUCCGACGACUUUGACUGGAUUGGCACUUGGCGGGAGCUACUUUGCGAACCUGGAGGCAGAUCCAACCCAGUUGAUCAUGGGCAUUGAGCCGGCUUUCGUAUAUGGUGGUGCUACUGUGGGCUGUAUGAUUCUCGGAUACCUCAUCGGCCCGACCAUCGGCUCAUCUCUCUUCUCCCUGACUCACCCAGCGCUCUCACGAGGUAAUCCUGCGCCUCUAGAAGUCAUGGAUAGAGAGUUCUUCAGUAGGAUAAAGAAGAAUAGGGUGGAUCCGAGCUUCCAAAGUGUGAACAACCCUGCACCAGACUUCUACGGCGAGAAGAUUGUGUCCAUAGCGAAAUACAGACGGUGGCUCCGAGAUCAAGCUGCUUACAAGCGCAAAGCUAUGCACGGAGUGCCGACAGAGGACCAAUAGGAUGUUCACCAUGGCGAUGGUGAGGUGGCAGUCGUCCGGCUCAAAAUUUGUAUUAUUUCAUGCAACACCCCUGCGCAUUUGACACUUGAG
Molecule: messenger RNA, 824 nt
Organism: Kockovaella imperatae
Lineage: Eukaryota; Fungi; Basidiomycota; Tremellomycetes; Tremellales; Cuniculitremaceae
Product: mitochondrial import protein Pam17-domain-containing protein
Exons: 5
Coding region: 36-734 (232 amino acids)
Biological process (GO): protein import into mitochondrial matrix
Cellular component (GO): PAM complex, Tim23 associated import motor
Source: RefSeq, a predicted model, not a curated record